Molecule: messenger RNA, 2800 nt
Organism: Octopus bimaculoides (California two-spot octopus)
Lineage: Eukaryota; Metazoa; Mollusca; Cephalopoda; Octopoda; Octopodidae
Product: ATP-dependent (S)-NAD(P)H-hydrate dehydratase
Biological process (GO): metabolite repair
Molecular function (GO): ATP-dependent NAD(P)H-hydrate dehydratase activity
Source: RefSeq, a predicted model, not a curated record
UAAUUAUUAUUAUUAUUAUUAUUUUAAAGUGUGUGGAGUUUUCUAACGGCAAUAGUGGGAUCGCGAUGUUAAUAAACAUCUCUUAAAUAAGAUAUAGUUUCGAAUUCCGACAACUUCAGUUCGUAAUUCGGCCUUAGAGUCUCUGCUUCACUCGUUGUUGUCGACUCGUUGUUGCUUUUAGAAUUGUUUAGUCCCAGAAGAACACUAAAGGAACGGAUCUAUGUUCAGAGGAGUUCCAACCGUGACCAUCCUGUCGUUUUUGUGUAAAACAGACUUUAGUGACUUUUGUUUUAAAGACAGCAAGUCGUUACAGUGUGACGAAGGAAAGGAAGUUGGCUGUUGUUUCUAGCAAAUUAAUCACAUAUUUGUGGCUGUUGUUUCUAGCAAAUUAAUCACAUAUUUGUGACUGUCGCAACUGUUGUGCCAUUUAUUAUUGUUCAUCCUGUCAAUAGAUCGAAUACACCCACCAUCACAACUAUACUUUUACGACCAACCUCAAUCAUCAUUAUUAAAUACGACAUCGCAGUUAACCGCCAAACUUGCCAUACAACCACUAACACCACCACCGCCAAAACUAACAAGACCACUAUAACUAUUGUUACUACCAUCAUCAUCACUGAAUACAACCACGACACCACCGCCAAAACUACUUUUACAGCCACCUCUGUCAAUACUACAACUACCUAAUCACCACUAAGACUCACUGCUACAAUGUUUUCGUCGCUGAACUUGUGGUCGGUGCUUGGCCGACGGCCAUACCAGACUCUCCCGCCUGUCUAUCGGGAGCUGGACGUACCUUCCAUAAACAAUAACCACUACGAAAAAGAACUAAUAUCCAUGGUGAAAUUCAUCGUGCCCACCUUGUCGUACGGGCUCCACAAGGGCCAGUGCGGCCGCAUUGCUGUGGUUGGGGGCUGCCAGGAAUACACAGGGGCACCCUACUUUGCGGCCAUAUCGGCGCUUAAGGUCGGUGCCGACCUCUCUCACGUCUUUUGCACGGCCGAUUCUGCCCCGGUCAUCAAGUCCUAUAGUCCGGAGCUGAUCGUGCACCCGCUUCUGGACAAGUCCUCUGCGAUCGAGGAGAUCGGUCUGUGGUUGCCGAAAAUGCAUUCGGUGGUCGUCGGGCCGGGUCUCGGCCGUCACGGUCCCUUGCUGAGUACCGUUAAGGACGUGCUGGCGAAAACCAUAUCUUUGAAGAUACCGCUGGUUAUAGAUGCCGAUGGAGUUUACCUUCUUUCUCAAGACCCCGACGUGAUUCGAAACUACACCGCAGCCAUCCUCACGCCGAACGUGGUCGAAUUCAGCGGUUUAUAUCAGAAGGUGAUGGGACGAAAACCUGAAGUAGAUCAUCCGGUGAAUAACGUAAAAUCCCUCGCCGAAGAACUCGGAAAUGUAACGAUCGUGUUGAAAGGAGCUUACGAUAUCGUCUCGGACGGUAAGGAAGUGUUGAUAUGCAACACGGAGGGCAGUCCCAGGCGAUGUGGGGGACAGGGCGACUUGCUUUCUGGAAGUAUGGGCACUUUCAACCACUGGAGUCACCUGAAAACUACCAGCGUUAACGAAACCACCUGUAACCAUAACAAACUGCUUGCUACCUACGGACCGACCCUGUGUGCGGCUUACGCUGCUUGUGCCCUCACCCGUGAAUGUAGUCAACAGGCGUUUAAGAAACACAACAGGUCUAUGACCACCUCGGAUCUGAUUGCAGAAGUUUGUAACGUUUUCCAUAAACUCUAUGAAUAAGUGAAUGACAAACGAGCGGAGGAACACGCAUAAAAAACUGUGAACACUUCGGAUAAUAUUUUGCAGAAGUUUGUAAUGUUUUCCAUAAACUUUGUGAAUGAAUGACAGAAUAGACGAAUGAUAGAAUGACAGAAUAGACGAAUGAACUGGCAGUUAAAAGAUACAAUGGACUGUGAAUAAUAGAUCGGAUAUGGUUGUAGUUCUACGAACUUUUCGAAAAUGAGGAUGAAAGAAUGAAAGAAAGAAUAAGUGAAUGAGUAUGGCAUGGAAUGGAUGAACAAAGGUUGAGGUGUUUAAAAUAUACAGCAGGGGUAGAGAUGGACUAUAUGUAAUCUGAACCUUUCCCCCCCUUAUUUAUUAAUUUUUUUUACGGAAUCCCACGUUUUAGGCUAUGGAGAUUCCGAUUCUGAAAAAAUAUUCUUUGAAAAAUUUCAAUCCCCCCCCCCACCAAGCAGGCUAUUUACAUGCUAGAAAUAACAGCCAAAUCUCACAAAACUAGUGUUAAGGUUAGGGUCAGGGUUAGGGUUAGGGUUAGGGUCAGGGUUAGGGUUAGGGUUAGGGUUUGAGUUAGGGUUAGGUUUACCCUGUGGAUCUAUAUAAAAACCGGGGGGUGGGGAUCGAAAUUUUGAAAUUGAGAUUUUUGAAAUUUUUUUUUCAGAAUCGGAAUCUCCAUAGCCUAAAACGUGGGAUUCCGUAAAAAAAAGAAAAUAAAACAAUGGGGGGAAAGGUUCAGAUUACAUAUAGUCCAUCUGGACCACAGCAGGAUUGUGAAUAUCCUGGAUGUGACUGCUGAAAUUCUUCUGUUACACACACUUUAUGAAUGAAAGAAUGAGCGAAUAAAUAUGUCACAGAAUGAAUGAACGAAUGUGCGUGUGGUGGAUUGAAUGAUCGAAUGAGAGAAUGAAUGUGUGAGCAUGAGAAAAAAAAAACCUCUCUCAACAAGAGCUGACGAACGAAAAAGCGAGUAAUUGAAGAAAUUAAAAUAUAAAUUAACAAACAAAUGCCCUAGUAAUUGAAUGAGCGAUGAGAAUAAAGGAACAAUGGAAUGACGGAAUUA